UUGUUUUCGUUGGCGACAGAGCGUGCAGACGACUUUUUGCACCCGGCACUCAAGCUGAGCGCCAAGCGGACAGUUGGUGUCUGUCGGCCGUGGUCUGUGCGUGUGGCAAGAGAUUGUGUGUGUGCCUUUACUACAUCGUCGACGCUAACAUCACUGAGUUUCUAGAGACAUCCCGGCAAAAUGGCUUCCUCAGACGGUGAUGUGGAGCAGCUGUCCAGGAAAGUAGUUCAGAUGUGCGUGGAAAAGGCCGCUGGCGGCAAGAAAUUGUCAGAGGCAGAGAAGAAGCAGGUUAACAACAAGGCGGCCACCAAGGUGUUCCAGGACACGCUGGGAAUGAGCAAGGACGACUGUCGCGCCGCCGAUAUUGCCUUCUCCAAGUAUUGCCCCAAGGGCAAGAAGGACAUAGACCUGGAGACCUUCAUGACCAAGAUGUUGCCGGAAAUGGCGGCGGAGGCCCUGGCCAAGAAAGGCGGGAAGAAGAAAGAACACAGCGACCCCGCAGUGCAGGAGAAGCUCGCUCAGUUCAAGAGCAAGAUGGCCGCCAAGUGCAAGGAAUGGGAAAGCGCUCCUACAGGUGGCGGCGAUGCUGAUGUGGUCAAACGGCUGACUGAUUCCAGUCAGUACACCGGUUCACACAAAAGCCGUUUUGACGAAUCCGGCAAGGGCAAGGGCAUUGAAGGCCGCAAGGACAUUGUAGACAGCUCCGGGUAUGUCGGGGACUACAAGAACGCGGGUACCUACGAUAAGGCACACAAGAACUAGCACAGAACAAGUCAGCGGGUUAAGGGAAAACGAGGAGCUUUGUGAUCUUAUAAUCAGUCUCUAACAGCAGGGCAUGGCACUGCGGGAGGGGUUUGGCAAAGGUUUGUGCCAAGAACCGUUUACUAUCUUGUAGACAUUUUAUACGUAUUUAUUUCCAGCAACAAGACAGUCAACAUAUGCAAUCCUCACUAGGUAUGAUACGAAACUUAGGGCAGCUAAGUCUGCUGUUUUGCAGAAAAUCUUGUUGAGAUAGGAAAGCCCUGGUCAAAAUGUGGUCAGGUGAGAGUCCAGGUUGACAGUGGCUGCGAUGGAGUUUCCUCGGUGACCUUUGACAGUAUAGACCCGUAGAAAGGAUGGAUGUCACUGCAGGGGAGAUAGUGUUCUUGUGUUUGUACCACCUAACUGCACUGUGCUUAAAAUGUUAGCACCUGUUAGUUCAUAGCUGCUAUGGUGUCAACAGAACAUAAUUAGUAUUUUUAGUACAAAACCUUUGCGUCAGUGGUGUACAUCGUCUUAGGUAUUAGAACCAACGUAUAGGCACAUGUAUUAUUAAAGUGUACAGGUAAACAACCUCUGAUUCUGAAAUGCUUGAGAGCCAUGAGUGGCUCGCUCUACAUUCCCCAAAUAGCAAGCUUGUUCGCAACCACGAAAAGAGUCAAGAUAAACCCAAAUAAUUCACAUUCUACUAACUGUAACAUUCGGCAAACGUGUACUUACAGCCAUGACCAAUCCUUCUACCCCAGAGUACAAUUAGACCACAUCGUCCCAUUUUGAAAACGAAUUCCUGAAGUUGAAAAAGAUCUUUUGGUCUGAAGGCUUUUCGUUACUCGGCCAUGUGAAUGCAGGACGCUAGCCCUACAAUGUUUCAGUUAUAUGUCGUCCUUAGUGAUUUUUUGUCAUAAUUCUCAGAUAAAAUGUUUGUGCAUAUUUUGACAUGUUUACGUGGAUUUAGACCUAUUUAGAAUUACUUGUUAUCAGAAUUAGGUCCAAGCAAUGAAUAAAACAGCGGUUUUCAAUGAUGAAAGACGUCAGUGCGUUAGUUAAUUCUUAUAUGGGUGCAUUUGUUUAUUUCUUGCGAAAUUAGAGAAGAUAUGUUUUAUUUAUUGCAAAGUGUUUUUUUCUGCAAUAAAUUUGUAACGAAACCACAGAUUAGCUAGCGCCCCUAAAGGGAAGCGAUAGGAUUGAAACACCGAAUUUCCUCCCCACCUCCCGCCAAAGUCCCAAUGUUCCAAAGUCAAUGGCCUGAGGGGUGAAAUUGCACGUGACUGUAAACCUUUAACUUCAGAAAGAGAUAAUAAUAGCGACCCAGAGGCUUUAAUUGAGCAUAGCAGUCUUCUGCUGACAAUGACCAUCUUUGUGUUUGAGGUGCAAGAUUUUGUUGAUAAUGUUACGGUUUUCACUCACCCAGACUUUUUUCACUGGCAAGAAGAGUGCUUUUGUUACACCACUUUUAAUGAUAAACAAAAGAUCUUCUCCCUUUGCCUUACGUCCGUUUUUUUAAAGUAGCAUUGUUCUAUUUUUACGACUUUUUUGUUCUUUAUACAUGUAUUUAUUGAAAAUAAAAUGUUUAUUUUGAACCUUCA
Pomacea canaliculata is the source of this 2345-nucleotide messenger RNA. RefSeq names its product tubulin polymerization-promoting protein family member 2-like. The record is from RefSeq and is a predicted model, not a curated record. Gene Ontology annotation, molecular function: tubulin binding. The coding region runs from base 181 to 762 and encodes 193 amino acids. Gene Ontology annotation, biological process: microtubule polymerization; microtubule bundle formation; positive regulation of protein polymerization. NCBI's taxonomy places the organism in Eukaryota, Metazoa, Mollusca, Gastropoda, Architaenioglossa, Ampullariidae. Gene Ontology annotation, cellular component: microtubule. The transcript has 4 exons.